Lutra lutra (Eurasian river otter) is the source of this 2074-nucleotide messenger RNA. It is a transcript of the gene PRMT3, whose product is annotated as protein arginine methyltransferase 3. The record is from RefSeq and is a predicted model, not a curated record. The transcript has 17 exons. Bases 410 to 1978 code for a protein of 522 amino acids. Gene Ontology annotation, molecular function: protein-arginine N-methyltransferase activity. NCBI's taxonomy places the organism in Eukaryota, Metazoa, Chordata, Mammalia, Carnivora, Mustelidae. Gene Ontology annotation, biological process: peptidyl-arginine methylation. Gene Ontology annotation, cellular component: nucleus.
ACUUCUGGGUUCAGGGGCGCAGGCGAAGGCCUCCCGGUGAGACCUGCCGCGGCGUGAGGAGGAGACAAAAGUCACAUCAAAGCCUGCGACACUUAGUACCAGAUUCAUCGCCGAAUCUGCGCGCGAUACACGAACCUUGGCGCUGGAGGAAGCGGAGAACAGGCUCCCGCCCCGCCCACCCAACUCACGUGACCAACGACCGCGGCCUCCGGGCCGGAAGCGCUCCCAAGCCCGCGCGCGCGCGUUCUCGCAUUUCUGGGCGGCUGUGAGGCUCCGCGAGUUCCGUCCCUGCCGCGCGCUCGCGCUCGUUCCCAGGCUUCCGGGCCCGGAGAGCUCGGCGGCGGCUGCGCGCGCGCUGCCCAGCCGGGUCCCCGCCCCCAGGCGCGCGGGGUUCCGGGGCAACACAGCCAUGUGCUCGUUAGCGUCGGGCGCUGCGGGCGGCCGGGGCGCUGUGGAGGACGAGGACGACCUGCCAGAGCUGUCCGACAGCGGUGACGAGGCCGCCUGGGAGGAUGAGGACGAUGCUGAGCCCCCCCACGACAAGCAGCAGACCCCCUGCCUGUUCUGUGACAGGUUAUUUACAUCUGCUGAAGAAACAUUUUCACACUGUAAGUCUGAGCAUCAAUUUAAUAUUGAUAACAUGGUCCAUAAACAUGGACUUGAAUUUUAUGGAUACAUUAAGCUAAUAAAUUUUAUUAGACUCAAGAAUCCUACAGUUGAGUAUAUGAAUUCCAUAUACAACCCAGUGCCUUGGGAGAAAGAAGAGUAUUUGAAGCCAGUAUUAGAAGAUGACCUAUUACUUCAAUUUGAUGUAGAAGAUCUUUAUGAACCAGUGUCAGUCCCAUUCUCAUACCCCAAUGGACUCAGUGAAAACACAUCUGUUGUUGAAAAAUUGAAACAUAUGGAAGCCAGGGCACUGUCUGCUGAAGCUGCAUUAGCUAGAGCGCGUGAGGAUCUGCAAAGAAUGAAACAAUUUGCUCAGGAUUUUGUGAUGAACGCAGAUGUCAGAACCUGCUCGUCAUCUACUACUGCCAUUGCAGACCUCCAGGAAGAUGAGGAUGGCGUUUAUUUCAGCUCAUACGGGCAUUAUGGGAUACAUGAAGAAAUGCUAAAGGACAAAGUACGAACAGAAAGUUACCGAGAUUUUAUAUAUCAAAAUCCACAUAUCUUCAAAGACAAGGUGGUUUUGGAUGUUGGUUGUGGAACUGGAAUUCUCUCUAUGUUUGCAGCUAAAGCUGGGGCAAAGAAAGUUCUUGGAGUUGAUCAGUCUGAAAUACUUUACCAGGCAAUGGAUAUCAUAAGACUAAAUAAACUGGAAGAUACUAUUAUACUAAUUAAAGGAAAGAUUGAAGAAGUUUGCCUUCCUGUAGAAAAAGUGGAUGUUAUUAUAUCUGAGUGGAUGGGCUAUUUUCUUCUUUUUGAGUCUAUGUUAGAUUCUGUCCUUUAUGCAAAGAACAAAUACUUGGCAAAAGGAGGAUCGGUCUACCCUGAUAUUUGCACUAUCAGCCUUGUGGCAGUAAGUGAUAUGAAUAAACAUGCCGAUAGAAUUGCUUUUUGGGAUAAUGUAUAUGGCUUCAACAUGUCCUGUAUGAAGAAAGCAGUUAUUCCAGAAGCUGUUGUGGAAGUUUUAGAUCCAGACACUCUUAUUUCAGAUGCUUGUAGUAUUAAGCAAAUAGAUUGCCAUACAACAUCUGUCUCAGCUUUGGAGUUUUCUUCAGAUUUUACCCUGCAAAUUACAAAGACAUCCAUGUGCACGAGAGAGAGCAGGAGCAUGAAGAGCAGAGGAAAGGGAUCUGAAGCAGAAUCCACACUGAGCGUGGAGCCCAGGCAAUUGCUGGCUACUUUGAUAUAUAUUUUGAGAAAAAUUGUCACAGCAGGAUCGUGUUCUCCACGGGCCCCCAGAGUGCCAGAACACACUGGAAACAAACAAUAUUUCUAUUGGAAAAGCCAUUUUCCGUUAAAGCAGGUGAAGCCUUGAAAGGAAGGAUCACAGUCCACAAGAAUAAGAAAGAUCCACGUUCUCUCAUUGUGACCCUCACAUUGAAUAAUUCAACUCAAACUUAUGGUCUCCAGU